This is a messenger RNA of Sphaeroforma arctica JP610, 2302 nucleotides long. RefSeq lists its product as hypothetical. Lineage: Eukaryota; Ichthyosporea; Ichthyophonida. The record is from RefSeq and is a predicted model, not a curated record. The transcript is spliced from 5 exons. Bases 134 to 2137 code for a protein of 667 amino acids.
UAUACAGUGCCACUCUCAAGCCAAAGGACACACCAUCUACGGUGUAGUGGAUGUGGGUGUCGUUGGGUUGGAAAAUAUCGGCGAGUCGUACCUGCGGCAAAAGAACAAGAAUAGCGGGUCUACUAUUGGGCCUAUGGUGGCGGUCAAGUCAGCUGUAGUGAAGGAGGCGGCCGUAAAAGCAGCCUUGGCUACCCUAGCAACCACUAACCACGCCGACGUACACACCCACGCACCCGCAGAACCAACUCAUUUCAUCUCCACGGGCGGGUGUGGCAAUAAGAUACUACGCCUCCUCACCGGACAAGCGGAUGUGGCGUUGCUUAACCUGGCCUGUAGUAUGUGGGACACCUGUGCAACCGCAGCGCUGCUGUGUGCUCUGGGUGGGGCUGUGUGUACCUUAGCGGGAUACCCCAUUGAGCACGUGCAUGCGCCUGCGAGUGGUACGUAUGGUAACAUGCAUGGGGUGGUUGCUGUGGGUAGUGGGUUUGAUCAACGGCUGAGUGGACUGCUGCGGUGUACAAGGGCCGUGUGGCUGGAGCGGCUGCGUGCGUUGCCUGCAGUGCUGGCGUUGUAUAGGGAGAGUAUGGGAGAGGGCUAUUGCGAGGGAUUGCAGUCUCAAGCGUUAGAUCUGGCCAGAGACAUCGACGGGUGCCCAUUCACGGUUGAACGGCUCAGAGAAAUAACUAAAGACCACAAUAUAACCGGAUUCACAGCCAAUGAGUGCGAGACAGUUCGGUACAAGCAGAGCCACGCGUGCAGGAUUCGCUUCAUUGGUGGUGAUAUCAAAUCAGUGUUCUACAAACGCACAGUGCUGCGUGAGCUGCCCUAUGCCGUCAUGAAGUCCCGAACUGUUCCCUUCAAAAUCACCCGCGACGUCCAGAGCUGUGGGGUCGAGUCCUCAUUCCUGGCUAACCCAUUGGUGCACACGCUCGAGGCCAGUGCGAGCUUUUCUAUGGCAAUUCCUUAUUUGGUACAGAAGCGAGUGUUCUGGGAUACGCCGCUGGACGCCCGGUUCACCAGUGUGCUGCCUGACCUGUCCAUGGAGGGCGGUAAUUGGUCACAGAGUGCCUAUCUCGACACUGCUCAACUGAAAGCCGCGCUGAAGGCGCUGGCAGAGUUCCACAACUUCUUCUGGCUGAAUAACAGUACGCCUAGAAGGACUGGUGACCAUGACAGUGAUCCUGAGAGAAACAACCACGGAGCGACGCGGCCUACACAGACAUCGAAGCAUGAACUGGCUGCUCAGCUCUGGACCACGGGUUCGUACUGGCACUUGGGGCGGCAACCAAAGGGACAACUAGAUAAGAUCAUCACCAACUGGCAACGUCUGUACACGGACGUCUUUGAGUUCGACAAACACUGCGAAGACGACCGCCUAUCAGAAGGUGUGGCAGCUCGGGAUAUGGAAACACUCGGUGCACGACUGAGCCAACUGGCCGAGAGAGCAUCAGUAGCCACACACAACAUCGAUGCGACGGGUGCGGAAAUUGAGUCGGACGCAGAUGCGCGUGAGCCGUACAGUGCCCAAACGAUCAUACACGGAGACCCCAAAGCACCGAACUUCUUCUUCCGAAGCAGACAGGAGAGUGCAAAGCCCAUCACAGAGGCUAAUGACAGGGAGUGUGGGGGUGUGCGAGAAGGGUCUCAGGCCGGUGCAAAGGUACACGCGAGUGCGUGUGUUGGUAGCAGUCACUCAGAGAAGAGUGCGGGUGUAUCGGAUGACAAAGAGACGUCAGGAUGCGAGAGCGACACGGAGUUGGAGGUGGGGCUGAUAGACUUCCAAUGGGCCGGGAAAGGCCUUGUGGCCACAGACGUCGCUUACUGCAUAGCUGCAUCCGCGCACAAGUCUUGCUUUGAGGAAAGCUCACUGGAAACCUUCCUGGCGUUUUACUAUGCUUGCUUGGAUAGGGACAGCCUGUCCUAUGAUACGUUUCGGACCCAGUUUGACCUGGCCUUUAUUGACCUGGGACGCAUCGUGGUGGCAGACCACUGGGGUGCCAUCACCAUGGCAACGCUCCGCAAACGAGAGGGCAAGUUUGUGUUCAACGCUUACAACAAAUCAGAGGCUAUUGCCAUAUGGUUCUUGCGAGAGCUGAGUCGGUGCUUGGAUCGGCAACUCGCUUGUAUGGACAGUUAGACACCACUGAAUCCUAAACUUUAAAACCUUAAAACCCUUAAACCCAGAGGGAACACAUGUGCUACCACUGUUUACAUUUGCAGCACGCACGUGUGUGACCACAUACCACUACAUGCUAUCUGUGCGUGUGACAACUGACCACUAAUAAACAAAUUUUUAGUCCAA